AUGCAAUUUGCUAGCAGUAGGAUCCUGGAUAAGCAUACAAGCGACCUGUAUCGCAUCACUCAGAAGGCAAAUGAAGCUAUGAGGCAGUACCUGGAUCGGUUCAACAAGGAGAUGAUCUCAGUCAAGAACCUGGAUGUCCCCACCGCUAUCGAAGCAUUCAGGAGAGGCCUAACAUAUAAAUCUAGAUUGUAUUAUGAAUUAACCAGGUACCCCUGCAGCACGUUCGAGGAAGUUAGAGCCAGAGCUAUGGCUGAGAUCCGCUUCGAAGAAGACGAGGAGUCCAGGUACGGGAGCGAGCCCAGCUAUGAUCGAAAGGCCCAGAAUCAGAAGAAAAGUGACUGGCGUCACCAGCCAUAUCAAAAGCGCGAAACCAAUAUUGUAGCCAACAAAGCCACAGAUAAAUCUCCUAACAAUGACUACCCAUCUAUUGCUUCCUACUGCUUUAAUAUGGAUGCAGGAGGCGUAGUAAAUGCGCUCGAUGAGCUGGGGACAACAGCUAGAUGGCCGCGCAAGAGCGACAGACUAGACAGCGAGAAAGACACCACCAAAUGGUGCAGCUAUCAUGGUGACCAUGGCCAUCAGACAGAAGACUGCAAUGCCCUCAAAAAAGAAGUAGCCUGGCUGCUUAAAAAAGGCUAUCUCGAGCAUCUGAUGGGUAAGAAGGGGCAGCGAGAGGACAAAGUUGGUCCCAGCCAGCAGCAACCUCGUCCACCACCUAAACCUCUACACGAUAAGGUAAUCAAUUUUAUCUCUUGUGGUUCAGAAAUAUGUGGACUAACAUACUUUGCAGCUAAAAGAUUCGCUCGAGAAGGCUCCAAAACUGCGCCAAGUCCACUUAGAAGCGUAGAAGAGAAAAAGCUCAGGAGUAUGACCAUCAGUUUCGACGAAGAGGAUGGAGAUGAAGAAGCUGACAAUCAUGACGGCCUCGUCGUGUCUCUCACCGUCAGCAAUUGUCUCAUGAAACGAGUCUUAAUAGACAACGGCAGCUCAGCUAAUAUUAUUUUCAAAAGCGCCCUCGAAAGCAUGGGGCUGCAGGAAGCUGAUAUCCUUAGGAAAGCAACUGUCCUGUUCGGGUUCAAUGGUGAGCCAGCUACAACGCUUGGAGAGAUAGUGCUGCCUACCUAUGCAAAGGGAGUCAACUUGCAAACUAGAUUCAAUGUGGUAGAUUGUCCCUCAGCGUAUAAUAUCAUCAUGAGGACACCGUGGAUCCAUAAAAUGCGAGCUGUACCUUCAACUUAUCAUCAGACUAUCAAGUUCCCUACCAAAUGGGGAGUGCAAGAAUCAGGGGCGAUUGCAAGCUAG
Molecule: messenger RNA, 1302 nt
Organism: Beta vulgaris subsp. vulgaris (sugar beet)
Lineage: Eukaryota; Viridiplantae; Streptophyta; Magnoliopsida; Caryophyllales; Amaranthaceae
Exons: 1
Coding region: 1-1302 (433 amino acids)
Source: RefSeq, a predicted model, not a curated record